GUCAACGCGAACAGUGUCAAUGUCAAUAUGUUUUCAUGCAAAUUCUUGUUUACAAACAACUACUCUGUAAUCUGUGCUGUGAGGUUAAUCGUGAAAAUAUAUAAAUAUUACCCAAAGAUUAUUGAGAUUAGCCUUUUUCAGCGAAAAUGAACGUAGAUGGCGAGGAGAGAUAUAAAAGUGAACUAAUUUGUGCAAUAUGUGGUGCAGCUCAUUCUACCGUGUCUUGUGAAUAUGCAAACUUUACUAAUCAUAUUUUCAAUCAAACAUCUCCAACUAGGGCACGUUUAUCUUUACCCAAAGAUUUCUCAUUAUAUACUUUGGCUGAUGGGAGAUACAAGGUUGUAACAAAUAAAUUCAUUCAAAGAGGAACUCGUUUUGGCCCUUUAGAGGCUGCAAAAAGUUUUACAUUGAACCCAACUAUUCAUUUUCCACUAAAAAUUUUUCCAUUUGGAGAUGACAAUUUCCUAGAGUAUUACUUGGAUACAGAAGAUCAGGACACUUCAACUUGGAUGAUAUUUGUUGAACCAGCAGAAAACUAUGAAGAACAGAAUUUGAUAUGUUAUCAAGAGGAUCAGUAUAUAUUUUUUUUAUCAAUAAAAAAUAUUAACGCAAGUGAAACACUUAAAGUUUGGUAUGGCCCCCAUUAUGCAAAAAAAAUGUGUAAACCAUUAUUGGAAGAAAAAUCAGUUCAAACUAUUUCAUCAGAUACCCCAGAGCUCGAUCAACUUGUGAGAUUACAACAAAAUAUUCCUGAUGUGGACAGUUGGACAUGCAAGUUUUGCAAUGCGAUUAUUACUGAAAUAACGAAAUUUGCAAAUCAUUUGAUCGUAGAGCAUUAUAAAACACAAAUAAAAAAAAAAUGUAGAGGGUGUAAGGCUACCUUCAGAUCAAGAAAGUGCCUGUGUCAACUCCUCGUGAAGAGUACAUACAGUAAUAAGAAAAAACUGACAACAUACGAAACAGCGGAAACAUCAUCAGAUGUGUGCAAAGAAGCAUCAAUUGGAGGCCCUCUUUUGAACAGCACUGUAUCACCCGAGAAUCUAGAGAAUUCUGAUCUCAUUAUUCAAACACCUUCAAGUGAAGAUACACAGAUGAUGGUCGUAGAAAACUUUAAUACUGAAAACUUAUUGGUGACUGAAAAUUUCAGAACAAUGGAUUAUUUCAAUUUCGAUAUCGAGGAGGUGAAGGAAGAAAUUGUUUGUGACGUUUGUUUCAAAAAUUUCUCCACAUUACCCAACCUGAUUCAACACUUGAAAGGACAUAGAGGAGACUAUCAUUGCUCUGGAUGUAAUAAGGUUUUCAGCAGAAAAGAGAAUUUAACCCAUCAUUCUUGCAAUGUGAAUUUGAUCUUCCACUGUGAAUCUUGUUCCCGUUCUUUUUCACAGAAAAAAUAUUAUCAGAGGCACAUAGACACAGUACAUAAUUAUAAAUUCAAAUGUCACAAUUGUCAUAAGAACUAUGCCAACAAAUUUGAAUUGGACUUACACAACUGCAAGCUGCGAUUAAAUCAAUGUCAAAUGUACUCUUGUGGAAUCUGCAAAAAAGUAUUCUCACAGCAACGAUACUUGAGAAAACAUGUUUCAAGAAAACAUGAGAAUAACAGAAUUUUUAUCUGUGAGGUCUGUUCAAAACAGUAUACUACAAAAGUGUCCUAUGAACUACAUGCCCAAACUCAUAAAAAACCGCAGUUCAAAUGUGAAAUAUGCCAAAAGGAAUGUCAUCGUAAGGAUAUUUUCAAGGAACAUAAAGUGAAUGUUCACAUUAAUCAGGUAUUCAAAUGUGAUUUAUGUAGCAAAAAUUUCAAGUGUAAGAAAUAUUUAUUGCAUCACAAGAAGACUCAUAAGAAAAUCAAACACAACUGCAACAAUUGCAGAUCCUCCUUUCAGACGAAAUCAAAUCUAACGAGACAUAGUAAAAUUCAUCAGAAAAAUGGAAGCGUUCCUGAUGGUAAAUUAUUACAUCAAUGUAAAUAUUGUGGAAAACGAAUGAAAUUGAGUAGUUCUCUUUUGAGACAUAUACGUAAUAAACAUUCGUUAGUAAACAGUGUUUCACAAGAAAUGGUGGAAAAAGGGGCAUCAGGAAAAGAUGCUCUUCAGUUCUUAGGUGGUGGCUUGGAUCUAACGACAGACACACAGGAUAAUAUCGAUUUGAUUACUGAUGAAGACAUGGAUGAAUUAGGAAGGAAACAUAUUCAAGUAAUCGAUAAUAUUUUACUCAGAAAAAGUGAAGAAAUGGGUCUGGGGCUUAAUAAUUACAUUUUAAACUCUAAUGAUACCACAUCAAAUCCUCUUACGAAACCCAACAAAAUGGGAAAAUGUUCCACCAGUGAAAUCGAAGAGAAGGAAGUGCUCUUGUCGAUGCCAGAUUUGAUGGAGAUUGAAAAUGAUAUAAUUUUAGGUAACUCAACUUCAACUCAUUAUGGCAUACAACCUACCUCCGCCAGAAAAACUUAAUCUUGAAGGGGACAAUUAGUCAGUCGCUUUAUCAUGGGAAAGCUGGAAAAGAUCUUCGCUAAUUUAUUUUGAAGCUGCCUAUAUCACGAAUGCAUCUAAAAAGAGGGCAACAUUAUAAGUUGUGGAUGGUACCGCGCUACGAGAUAUUUUCUACAAUCUGCCUGGCGCGAGUGGAGAUGAUACUGAUGUGUUGGUGUUGGCUAUUAGGAAAUUUGGCACAUUUUCAGGCAUUUUAGGCAGUAUCGUUACCAUAGUUCUAGUUUUAAGUUUUGUUUUUCAUAAUAAUUAUUCAUAAUAACCUAUUGAGAAUAUUGUCAUAUUGCUAAUCUUAUUUCACUUGGGUUUCUGACUUUCACAACCGAUUUUACUUUAGGUAUGUAUUCAAUAUGAUUUUCCAUAAUUUUUAAUGUUUCUAAUGACAUGUUCUUCUUUACUUUAGGUUAAAAUCUGUUAAAAGUUUCAAGUGAGAAUAAAGAAUAUUAUAGAUA
Molecule: messenger RNA, 2941 nt
Organism: Coccinella septempunctata (seven-spotted ladybird)
Lineage: Eukaryota; Metazoa; Arthropoda; Insecta; Coleoptera; Coccinellidae
Product: PR domain zinc finger protein 5-like
Exons: 8
Coding region: 147-2453 (768 amino acids)
Biological process (GO): regulation of transcription by RNA polymerase II; cell fate commitment
Cellular component (GO): nucleus; cytoplasm
Molecular function (GO): RNA polymerase II cis-regulatory region sequence-specific DNA binding; DNA-binding transcription factor activity; histone deacetylase binding
Source: RefSeq, a predicted model, not a curated record